AUGGGACAUCUUGGUCCAGAACGCGUUUUCAACCUCGCGAGGGAACGGUUCUAUUGGCCUGGAAUGAAGAACGAUAUUGAACAUUUUAUCACGCACGUGUGUAGUUGUGUUAAACAGAGAAAACCCACCUUUACCAACAGAAAACCACUUCACUCCAUUUCUACGUCCGCACCAUUAGAACUGGUAUCAAUUGAUUUUGUCCAUUUAGAGCGAAGUUCGGGAGGGUUCGAGUAUAUACUGGUCAUAGUCGACCACUUUACCAGAUAUACACAAGCGUAUUCAACACGGAACAAGACCGCGGCCACAGCAGCCGAUAAAAUUUACAAUGAUUUCAUUCCGCGCUUCGGUUUCCCGUCUAGAAUACAUCACGACCAGGGAGGGGAGUUUGAAAAUAAACUGUUUCGUAGACUAGAGCAGCUCUCGGGAAUCGCACAUUCAAGAACGACACCCUAUCAUCCACAGGGAAAUGGCCAGAUGAAGCGGAUGAACAGGACUUUGCUACACAUGUUGCGAACGUUACCCGAAGUGUACAAGUCUAAUUGGAAGGAUCAUGUGAACAAACUAAUACACGCGUGUAAUUGUACGAAGCAUGAAUCUACUGGUUUCUCCCCGUUCUUGCUACUAUUCGGUAGACCGCCUCGUCUUCCCAUUGAUUUGAUGUUUAACUUAACAAGAAAAGAAGAAUCAAUCGGUUAUCCAGCUUAUGCGAAUAAAUGGAAGAAAGCAAUACAGGAAGGGUACAUGUUAGCAUCCAAGUCUGCGGAGAAAGCGGCGUCUAAGGGAAGGAAGCAGAGCGAUAAACGCGUAAUGUCGACUAUCCUCUUACCUGGUGACCGAGUGCUGGUUCGGAACCUAUCACUACGCAGAUGUCCAGGCAAAAUACGAGCGUUCUGGGAAGACGAGAUUCAUGUAGUGGUAUCGAGGAAGAAUCCCGAGAGUCCUGUUUAUGAUAUCAAAUCCGAAUCAGGAAAAUGA
Paramuricea clavata is the source of this 975-nucleotide messenger RNA. NCBI's taxonomy places the organism in Eukaryota, Metazoa, Cnidaria, Anthozoa, Malacalcyonacea, Plexauridae. The record is from the annotation of a GenBank genome assembly.